This is a messenger RNA of Andrographis paniculata, 2290 nucleotides long. Its product is annotated as vacuolar-sorting receptor 1-like. NCBI's taxonomy places the organism in Eukaryota, Viridiplantae, Streptophyta, Magnoliopsida, Lamiales, Acanthaceae. The record is from RefSeq and is a predicted model, not a curated record. The transcript is spliced from 11 exons. The coding region runs from base 183 to 2081 and encodes 632 amino acids. Gene Ontology annotation, molecular function: calcium ion binding.
UGACUAUUUCUGGUUUACGUAAUUCCUCUUUCAUAUCGUUUGCUGCCUUAGCCUCUUUCAAUUAAUCGAUUAAUGAAGUUUUUUGGCAUCUCUGGAGGAGUUGUUCGAGCUUAACCAUAAACAAGUAUUUAUUAUAUAUAUAUAUAUAUAUAGUGAAAGAAGUGUGUAGAAGCGAUUAACAGAUGAUGAUGAUGAUGAGGGGAAGGGUAAAAUUUGCUUUGAUGUGGCUUUUGGUGGUAGUGUUGGAAAGAAGGUGCUGGUACUGUUUUGGAAGGUUCGUUGUGGAGAAGAACAACUUGAAGGUGACAUCGCCAGCGUGGCUGAGAGGGGUAUAUGAAUGCGCAAUUGGGAAUUUUGGGGUUCCUCAGUACGGAGGAACAAUGAUCGGUUCUGUGUUCUACCCCAAGGCCGACAAAGAGGGUUGCAGCCCCUUCAAGGAUGCCGACAUUCCCUGGAAGAAUAAGCCUGGAGGCAUUCCGGUCUUCCUUCUUGCGGAUAGAGGAGAUUGUUAUUUCACGGUGAAGGCAUGGAAUGCUCAGAAAGCGGGCGCGGCGGCGAUUCUGGUUGCGGACGACAGGGUGGAGCCUCUGAUCACGAUGGACACUCCGGAGGAAGCGGAGUCGAAAUACGUGCAGAACAUCAGCAUUCCAUCGGCUCUGAUCAGCAAGGAGCUCGGUGACAGAAUCAAGAAGGAGCUAGGGAAGGGGGAAAUGGUGAACAUAAAUCUGGACUGGAGGGAGGCCCUGCCGCAUCCGGACGAGCGGGUGGAGUACGAGUUCUGGACCAACAGCAACGACGAGUGCGGAUCCAAAUGCGAGACUCAGCUCAACUUCGUCAGGGAUUUCAAGGGGGCAGCGCAGAUUCUGGAGCAGAAGGGGUACACGCAGUUCACUCCGCAUUACAUCACUUGGUACUGCCCGCAGGCUUUUGUGCAGAGCCAGCAGUGCAAGUCGCAGUGCAUCAACCGUGGGCGGUAUUGCGCCCCCGACCCCGAGCAGGACUUCAGCAGGGGAUACGAUGGCAAGGAUGUUGUGCUGCAGAAUCUGCGCCAGGCGUGCUUCUUUAAGGCCGCGCACAAGAUCGGGAAGCCAUGGCAGUGGUGGGACUAUGUCACCGACUUUUCCAUCCGAUGCCCCAUGAAGCAGAACAAGUACAACAAGGAGUGCGCCGACCAGGUCAUUCACUCCCUCGGGUAUGAUGUUAAGCAGAUCGACGAAUGCAUGGGAGACGUUGAGGCGGAUGUGAACAACCCAGUUCUCAAAGCAGAACAGGAAGCGCAGAUUGGAAAGGGCACUCGGGGAGAUGUUACUAUCUUGCCAACUCUUAUUAUAAACAACAGGCAAUAUAGAGGUAAGCUGGACAAAGCAGCAGUUCUGAAGGCCAUUUGUUCAGGAUUCGAGGAGACUACCGAGCCUGCCAUUUGCCUCACAAGAGAUAUGGAAACAAAUGAGUGUGCAGAGAACAAUGGAGGAUGCUGGCAGGACAAGGCUGCCAAUAUUUCUGCAUGCAUGGAUACUUUCAGGGGAAGGGUGUGUCGUUGCCCCAUUAUGCAGGGAGUUAGAUUCGUUGGUGAUGGCUACACUCACUGCGAAGCUUCUGGAGUAUUGAGAUGCGAAAUUAAUAACGGAGGCUGUUGGAAGGAAAGCAAGGACGGACGGACAUAUUCUGCGUGCAACGACGAGCACAGCAAAGGUUGCAGGUGCCCGCCAGGAUUCAGGGGGGAUGGAGUUGAGCGGUGCAAAGACAUUGAUGAAUGCAAGGAGAAGGUAGCGUGCCAAUGCCCAGAAUGCAGAUGCAAAAACACGUGGGGAAGCUACGAAUGCAGUUGCGGCGGCGAUGGUUUACUGUACAUUCAUGAACAUGACACGUGCAUUAGCAAAGACUCGAAUGCGGAUAUCACUGGGUGGGGUCUAUUGUGGGUCGUCAUUCUUGGCUUGGCCGUCGCUGGACUUGCUGGAUAUGCCGUCUACAAAUAUAGAAUCAGGAGAUACAUGGACUCGGAGAUCCGCGCAAUCAUGGCACAGUACAUGCCCUUGGAUAAUCAGGGGGAUGUACCUAAUCACAUACCCCACCCGGUUUGAUUCACUUCAAAUCAUAUAUUUUCAGCUGCUCUAUUCUCUCGUCAUCGAUUCAUUGUAUUGUUGAAUUGAUUAUUUAGAGAGAGAGAAACACAGAGAUAGAGAGAGACUCUAGACCGAAUAUUGUUGAUUCAUAAAGCCUUCAAUUUUUCAAUCAAUGAUUGCAAAUAUACAUCAAUAUUCUAUUUCGGAUUCAGCCACCAUGUACCAUA